AUGACCUAUCGUUUCGAGAUUCUUCACGUCCUUCUCAUCCAAUACCUUACAUUCGUCCCAUUUAGCCAGCCAGUUGAGGUGCCCUGCUCUGCCUCGGCGGUCGGCCAUCUAUUCGUGCUCACACCAGAUUGCCAUCUACUAACCGCCCCUGUCAAGCAGGCCAACCAACUCGCCACUCGGCUUACGGGGUUUGCUGCGGCGGGCCCGUGUGACGUCGCGCUAUCUGGCGGCCCGCAACGCCCCAUAGCCCUCAUCACCAAGGAUCUUGCCACGAACGCCACCGGUCUGCAUCUGCUCUACCAUUCCCCGGCGGAAAAUGCGCUUCGGUUGACGAGCGUGAGCGAUGAUUUCUGGAAAGCAACUGAGGUGCGUACAGCAGCACUCGACACGUUGCCGGUUACAGGGAUUGGUAUUACCGGGCCUUCGCACAGCUUUGAUUCUUGUGUCCUGGCGGGAUCACAGCUGCGUUGCUACUGGAUGGAAGGCACUGGAGCUGAACUACGAGUGUUGGGCCGUCAAUUUCGAACUGGACACGACGCGGCUGGUGUAGAAGCAUUGCCAGAAAUCUCCAUCCCAGCAGCAUCAAUAGCCGAACACAUGCCACUGCUAGCUUACCUGGGGCGUGAUGGGCACACCAAUUUCCUGUUCACUCACGUGAUGAAAUGGUUAUGGCGGACUUCGGACCGCUACUCGUCGCCAACGUCUUUCGGGGUGGUCCGCGUCCCCAUCAAGUCCAACCCGGCGUCGAUGGCCCACUUUGCCACACCUCUAUCGGCAUCCCCCGCUGGCGUGACGACGGUGGUCUGCGACCGAAAAUCUGCCGGAUCCACCGUCUGCGAUCAUCACUUCACAGAUUUUACAACCUCUCACGCUCAAUGUCUCCUAAGAGCGCGGCAAAUGAUGCUUGUCGGCUUCAUCCCGGCGCCAAGUGGCUCCACAACAACUGCAGUGCCUCGCUUGAAGAAGCACCUUGUACGCCACAAAAAGCAGAACGAGGAGCCUCCGGCCGGUCCUGAAGAACCGACCACGGAAGCACCGACGACUACUUCAACGCCGGAAACUACAACGAAAGCGGAUGAGGGCAAGGAGGUGGUGAUCCCGGAGAAUCAUGCAGAUGGUAAUGAAACCAUGGUGAUCGAGGCUGGAGGGCCGAUUGAUGUACGCACUGAUGUUAAAUUGAUGCCACAAGGCCAUUCUGACAUCUGGCCCAUCAUCGUCGUCGCCAUCAUCUUCGGCGUCAUUUUGCUGAUCAUUAUCAUCUUCCUCUGCUGCCUAUUUUGCUGUAUUCGCCGCCAGCAGGACAGUAAAGAGAAAGAGGCCCACUUCAAGGUGCCUGAGCGAGAGCCGAAAGGAAUGGCCACGAAAAGCGACAUUGAGCGCGUGCUGGUUGUGGUGAAUGAGGCGCUGCGCUCGAGGGGCCACCAGCGUGACGAGAACGCGGCGAACCAAGUUGUCGCGCCGGAGCCAGCGAAACCGACCGACAGCGAAAAGAAGGGAAAAAUCAAAGUGCGGGUGACGCUCAAUGAGGACGACUUGAAAGAUGUGACGGCCAGCAAGACCACCGACGGAUCGGGCACCACGUCGAUGACGCGCCCAGUCUCGGCCUCGGCGGCUGCGUCGCCGGCGGGCGAGUAUCUCACCGAAUGCCCGACGUCCAACAACUGGGAAGCGGCUUCCCGGCCGAAAAUCCGAGAAGAUACGCCGAAACCACGCAAGCAUAAGCUAGAAAGGAUGAUGCCCCCAUCCUCUACAAAAACCGAUUCGUGCGAUCCGGAGGCGGACAAGGAUUCGCGGCUGCCGUGGGCGACUGGACGCAGUUUCACUGUGCAAAAAAGCUAUUCCUCGAGGAAGGAUCGUAAACAACGAAACCAUUCUGGCUUGGCUGAUGGGCGCCAUUCCAAGGAAAAUCAUGGACUUCACAAAGGCAGCGUGACGAUCAACGGCGAAUCGUCUGGGCGCUUUGUGCUUGGCCAGAAGAAGAAA
Mesorhabditis spiculigera is the source of this 1983-nucleotide messenger RNA. Lineage: Eukaryota; Metazoa; Nematoda; Chromadorea; Rhabditida; Rhabditidae. The record is from the annotation of a GenBank genome assembly.